AUCUUACAUCUUGAGAUUGGUCAACUUCCUGUGCUGCAUCUCACACAUCUCAGAGUGUGACAGGAGUAUAAGGGUGUCAGCAUGCUGUGGUGACAGACGCACACACACACACACACUCAUCUUCCACUGGAUUUUCACCCUCUUUUUGAUCAUCCAACAGGUCAUUAUGUCCACCAACGCCUCCGACGCCUGUUACAGCAACAUCACCGGACACGCUGACAUCUUCCUUGUGUGCAUGCACUCCUUUAUUUUCAUUGUGGGUCUCCUUUUUAAUGUCCUGUCAUUGGUCGUUUUCUGCUGUCAAACCAAAUCCAGAUCGCAAACCAUUGUCUACAUGACUAACCUGGCCUUAGCAGAUGUGCUGCUCAUCCUCACACUGCCCAUGAGGAUCUACUACUAUCUGGGCUAUCAUGGCCUUCCUCAGCGGCUGUGUGAAGUCCUUGGUUUGGUCCUGAAGGCCAACAUGUAUGGGAGCAUCUUCCUUCUCACGUGCAUGUGCUUUGACCGUUGCAUGGCCGUCUCCUUCCCUAUGUCAUCUCGUGUCCAGGCAGGGAGAAAGAAAGCACCGCUGGUUUGUCUUGUAAUAUGGAUGCUCACCUUCGGGGCCAGCUUGCCCAUCUACCUUAAACCAAAAACUGCGAACCAUAAGGAGUAUUGUUUUGAUAGUUUUCCGGUCUUUGCCACAAACCCAGUGGUGGUUGUACCCACUCUGUUUGUGGGGUUUGGGAUCCCGCUAGUAAUCAUGCUGAUCUGUUCCUGGGGUUUGGUCCGUGCUGUCCGACGAAGCUCAGUGGCCCAGACCAACCUGGUGGACAGCAAAAAGAUCCACAGGAUGAUUGCCACCAGCCUCCUCAUUUUCCUACUCAGCUUCCUCCCUUACCACGCCAUGCUGGCUCUCCUCUCUUUGUAUAGAGAAAAUACAACAUGCCCCAUGCAGGAUGCAUAUCGCUACAGCCUAAUGUUGUCAUGUCUCAACUCAGUACUAGAUCCCAUUGCGUACUACUUCACUACGGACACCUUCAGGAGGAAAAUGGACAUAGGUGCUGUUCGGAGUAUGUUUCCUUUGAAUAGUCAAAGUUCUGAUGUGAACAACAGGAGCAGAAUGCUUAACAGCUAAAAGACUGCUGGAGAGCCACCCAAAAGACACUGCCAUCCAACAAACUCCAAGGCCAACUGUCAACAACACAACUUGUUUUUUUUUACUUUAUGAAUGCGUACGUUUGGAGUGAGAUCAUGUUGGCUUAGUUCCACUUUUUAACAUUAAGUUGGCAGAUUUCAUGUUUCCAGUGACCAUAUUCCACCUGCGAUCUUCUGUAGUUUGUAGGGUUCAGUUUAAGGUAUACUGUUUGACCCAGACAGCGAUUAAAUCUGUAACUCUCCCUCAAAAGAACCAUUCCAUUCUUCACCCCAGUCCAUGUCGGUGCCACCACACAAAAAGGGCUGCCCUCUGGAGUGUCCACAAGCCAAAACACUGAUUUACAAGCCCAACAACUAUGUACUUUUAUAUAUUCAUUUUAUUUGUUUUUGUACAAUUAUACAUGUAUUUUCUAUAGUAAUGUAGAUGCAUUUUUCAAGUCCAUCUGGAAAAGUGUUAAGCCAAUAAAUGAUAUGUAGCAGUGAGUGUUUUCUUUCUUUCCCUACAGAGAAACAACAGAUACAUUUUAUAUUAUACAGUUAACAAUUUAAAGAUUAUAGUUGCCGCUAUAUGAUUAAUUAAAGGAUACACUAUUUGUUUUGCAAAGUGUAACACGGAAACUCAA
Molecule: messenger RNA, 1760 nt
Organism: Sander lucioperca (pikeperch)
Lineage: Eukaryota; Metazoa; Chordata; Actinopteri; Perciformes; Percidae
Product: lysophosphatidic acid receptor 6
Exons: 2
Coding region: 167-1117 (316 amino acids)
Biological process (GO): phospholipase C-activating G protein-coupled receptor signaling pathway; positive regulation of Rho protein signal transduction
Cellular component (GO): membrane
Molecular function (GO): lysophosphatidic acid receptor activity
Source: RefSeq, a predicted model, not a curated record